Molecule: messenger RNA, 1173 nt
Organism: Plasmodium coatneyi
Lineage: Eukaryota; Apicomplexa; Aconoidasida; Haemosporida; Plasmodiidae
Product: Phospholipase
Exons: 1
Coding region: 1-1173 (390 amino acids)
Cellular component (GO): membrane
Molecular function (GO): lipase activity
Source: RefSeq, a predicted model, not a curated record
AUGGUUGAUAAUGAAUUGCGCGAUAAAGAAAUAUCCUUGAGAGGGGCCUCUAGACUGGAUGGAAAGCCAAGGCUUGAUUCAUUUUUUAACAAAGAUGGGUUGUUAUUACGAUCAUACGGAUGGUUAGUAAGGAACGCCAUAGGCAUUAUAAUUUUAAUUCAUGGUUUAGGCUCACAUGCAAGAUUGACCUUUUUAAGACAUAACGUUGAAAUUGUAAAUAACGAUAAAGCCAUAUUAAAAGAUGGAAAUAAUUUUUACCUUUAUAAAGAUAGCUGGGUAGAACAUUUCAACAAAAAUGGAUAUUCCGUUUUUGGAUUAGAUUUACAAGGUCACGGUUUAUCAGAUGGAUUUGAGAAGCUCAGUUAUCAUGUAAAGGAGUUUGACGAUUUCGCCUAUGAUGUAAUGCAGUGUAUUAGGAACAUUCAGGAUAGAAUAAAUGGUUCCAAUGGGGGUGAUCCACGGAAGGGGGAGGAUAGUAAUUUACCAUUUCGGGAGGACCAAAUAUGUGGGAGGAAGGCUCUUCCCACUUACGUAAUAGGUAUAUCUAUGGGGGGAAGUAUCGCUUUAAGGAUGCUACAAAUAUUGGGAAAGACAAAAAAUAGAAGAGAAGGUACGGGACUACACAUCAACGGGUGUAUUUCCAUCUCUCCUAUGAUAGCUGUUAAAAAGCUACCAUCGAGAAAUUCGUUCCUAUUUCAGAACGUCUAUCUCCCAUUGUCUAAGUGCAUUGCUGAUUGGUUUCCAACGGUGAGACUUAUUAACAAAUAUGCGUAUAAGAAGUAUCCGUAUGUUAAAUAUAUUAUUAAGUAUGAUAAAAUUCGAUCUAAGGAGGCAAUCACGUAUAGACUUGGCUAUGAGCUUUUGAAAGCAAUUGACACCUUAGACAAUGACAUAGAACACAUGCCUAAGGAUAUCCCUGUGUUGAUUAUUCAUUCUAAGGAGGACAUUUUGUGCUCCUAUGACGGAUCCCUAUCGUUCUAUGAUCGACUCGAUGUAAACAAUAAGGAAAUGCACACAUUGGAGGAUAUGGAGCAUACCGUCGUUAAGGAGCCCGGAAAUGAGGAAGUUUCGAAAAAAAUCGUAGAUUGGAUUAUGGGUUUGCCGUCGUCAAAAGGGGGCAGCAUAUGUCAAAGGGGGAAGAACGCAGUCGUCGAAGGGGAGCAACACGUUUGA